Molecule: messenger RNA, 2990 nt
Organism: Sardina pilchardus (European sardine)
Lineage: Eukaryota; Metazoa; Chordata; Actinopteri; Clupeiformes; Clupeidae
Gene: hps4
Product: HPS4 biogenesis of lysosomal organelles complex 3 subunit 2
Exons: 13
Coding region: 202-2265 (687 amino acids)
Biological process (GO): protein targeting; melanosome assembly; vesicle-mediated transport
Cellular component (GO): BLOC-3 complex; cytoplasmic vesicle; lysosomal membrane
Molecular function (GO): small GTPase binding; guanyl-nucleotide exchange factor activity
Source: RefSeq, a predicted model, not a curated record
GAAGUUUUGACCCUGCAUGCUUGCCUUACUCUUUCUCACAUGAUUCUUCUCUUGUGACACACAUUCCUCCACAAAUCGCUUGACUGGGUCAAAGUGUCUGAAACAUAGAAAAUGUGGAUGUAGUCUCGGGGAAUCUACGCAAAAAAGUUAUGGCGGACUUAAGGACGACUUGUAUCUGAGUGGGAGUAAGAACUAUAUCUGAUGGCCGAUUCACCCUGUCCAACAGAUUCAAGGUGUAAUUAUUUCCUCCUCUAUGAUGGGUCCAAGGUCCAAGAGGAAGGGGACCCCACACGUGCGGGCAUAUGCUUCUUUUACCCUGAGGAGACUCCACUGGAUCAGCAGGAGCUGCUGUGCGGCCAGUUGGCUGGCGUGUGCCGGUGCGUCUCGGAGCUGUCCCUCUCACCGGUGCGGAUGCUGAGGCUGCGCAGGAGCAAGUUCGCCGUGCGCAUGAAGCAACACUUCCUGUGGGCUCUCAGUUGUCCUGUUGACAUUCCAGAUGUGAGUGUGUGUGAACUCUUAGACCAGUUGAUCAGUCUCUUCUGUUUCUACAAUGGUCCCGUGCGAGAAAGUUACCAGAGGCACAGUCGAGCUGAUUUGGCAGUGCGCUGGGCAAGGUAUCUCACACACCUGCAGGGAGGCUCCUCAGAGCUCCACCACAUCUUCAGCUGCCUGAGGACCAUUGACUCCACACACAUUGACCCUCUUUUACUUUUGAAGGCCGCCCUGAUUUUGCAGGCAUGUCAGCGGUGCCCCCUGGUGUUGGCAGGAUGCAUACUCUACAGAGGCAGGGUUGUGAGUACUCAGAUGCCUCCUGAUUUAACAGUGAAAGUGAUGGUCCAUGAAACAGAGAGCUACAAUCAGGACCACAGGCCCGUGGCCAAUGGGAUCAGCUGUGCUUCUGGUACACCCUCUCCCUGCACAGGAACCACAACAGUGUUUCUCACCCCUGCCGAGCUUCAGGCUCUGCGCAGCCCCCCUGUGGACAGGUCCUGCAGGUCUCACUGUACUCCCCAGCCCCCACCUCGACCAAGAAAGUCUCGCCUUCUGUCACGCACUCUCUCCGACACGCCCCCCGCUGAACCGGAUGCUGCCAGUCAGGACCCUGCCCCGACCCCUUCAUCAUCUCGCUCCUCUCUCUCUGACGAGUCCUGCUUUGUCCCCUCUCCCUCCACCUCUCACGCCGCCACCCCUCAGUUCAGCCCCGUUCACCAGCCGGAGAGCACCGGCCCUGCCAACGCCAAGUCACAUGACCACGCUCCGUCCAAUGGGAUGAUCGCCGUGCCGUGUGAACUGAAGGAGGAAGGGGUGAAAAGUAAGACGGCUAAUGGCUGUGCCAGAAAGGUGGAGAUGGGGACCGACUUGAUCUUGCACAAUGGAAACGGACGCCACCCCGGAAACGGCCAUCACAAGGAGCCAGCCUCCAGCUGCCACUCAAACCAGAACUCCUGCGAGGACGAGCGGUCAGACACAAGCCAUCAUAAGCUGCUGUUGAACGGGUCUGAGUCGCCAAUCAGAUUGGACUCCCCAGACGCCAUGCUAGAGAAGAAGAUGAAGAAGCUGAACAUGACACAAGACGACCGGGAGAGCGAUGUGGAGCACAGAAAGGCAAAAAUGAAGAGCGGUGGAAGACAGAUUGAACUGAACAGUGGGGAAGGUGUGAGGGACGGAGAGAAGAAAGAGAAUGGGAUGCAGGGCAGAGGGGACGGUGGGGUGGGAGAGCUGUCGGAGUCGUCGGAGUCGGAGUCGGAGGUGCUACUGCCCAUGGUCCUGUACCAGCAUAGGGUGAGAGCGCUGGUUCUUGCCCUGCUGGUGGAGCCUCACUUCCUCAGUGACCAGGCUGCUGUGGAGGAAGUGUACCACAGCAGCCUGGCGUCUCUGAAUGGACUGGAGGCUCAUCUGAGGACCAGUACAGCUGGGGGCCAGGGGCCCCUUGGGCCUUAUACUUUCGCUCAUUACGACUGCAUCCAGAACACACUCACUACCAACCUGUCUGGCCGGUCAGUUGCACCUCAGGACCGCUCCUUUGUGAGGGCCACUGGCCUGCUCCACUCCCACUUCUCUCAAACACAGACUCUGCAGGAGGCUAUUGUCAGGAGUGCGGGGGCUGCUGUAUAUGGCACGCGGAGCACGGCACAGGAGACCUACUUCCUACAGCACGCCUCCUCAGUCAGGAACUCUGGCAUUCCCAACCACCAGGACAGCGCUUUCUCCCUGCCCAGCAAAGCCCGCCAUCGGCUGCUCAAGCAUGGGGUCAACCUACUGUGAGCACUGUGGGGGGUUCAAAAGCAAGUCGUGGAUAAGGAGAGGAGCUUUUAAGCUGAUCUUACCACCUAUGUGCACCACCAACACAUGAAAGUUUCUUUACAAAGCACGCAUUCCUGCCUCUGUGCCUUUCUCGUACUGAUAUGGGUGGCAUGUCUUUUUAAGGGUUAAACCCCUGUGCUGCACAAGUAAACUGUGUAUUUUUUAUGUUUUAUUUUUUAUCAUAGAAGUACUCUUGAAACUCAUGCUGCACUUUUCUGUAAACAGAGAUGAUUUAACAUGCACAAAUGCACACUCCUUAAAAAAAUAGUCUAAUGUUCUUAAAUUAUACUAGGUACAUGUUGUAAGCUGUGUUAUUUGUAUAGCAAAUGUUGCUGGUGCUUUAUUUUCACACAGUGAUCCUGAUCCACAUGUUUCAAAGUUGUGGGUAGAGCAUUUCUACCCAAUUUGUUGUCUCCUCUCUCUUUGGAUCAUUUUGAAACAGUCUGAAAAGGGGGAAACCCCGCAGUAUUACACAAGGUUUCAAUCCAUUUGUGACCCUCCAUUCAUAUGGUCUUGACAAGGAGUAGUUAGUAGGCCAGCACCAGGCCUGAACAAAAUGUACAGUGGAUUUAUAGAAAGGCAGUAAGCCUGAGAUUGUUUGUCUUUAUACAUUGAUUCUAAUAUAUUAAGAACACUUCUGAAAUUUUGUACAAUGUGCCUUCUGGAAAAUAAAGAUGUUAAAUGUG